Mya arenaria is the source of this 2817-nucleotide messenger RNA. RefSeq lists its product as uncharacterized. Lineage: Eukaryota; Metazoa; Mollusca; Bivalvia; Myida; Myidae. The transcript has 5 exons. The record is from RefSeq and is a predicted model, not a curated record. Bases 757 to 2802 code for a protein of 681 amino acids.
UCACGAAAGUACAUGAAUGGCACCGGUUUUCACCAUAUUGUAAAUUUCCCAUCCCAGCAUCAUUUUCACUGUUUUUACAAAGAAUAAUUAUCAUGUGUUCUUGCUAUAUAUAUAUUUUUUAAAAAUAUUGUGUUUUUGCGUUAAUAAUUUCAGCCUAAAGAAACCAUACUUUUACCAAAAUGGUCGUUUUUGUGCCGUGUUUGUGGCGUUUUUUUAGAUUUUGAAUGUGGCGGCAUUUCUCACCAGUCAUAAUAUUUUUACAACAACCUCUGCCCUACACCCCAAAUGCAAUAUGAAAAGUUCGUAACUGGUGAACGCUGCCGCCACAUUAAAAAAAAGAAAAUUAUCGCAUCCGUUGGUCGAUUUUAACUUUUUCUGGAGGGCAAAUCAGGCAUGUGGAAUUGUUAUGCUUUUGAAUUGUUUGCAGUUUUCCACGCAUGUGCUGUAUAUUUGAAAUAAACAUAUAUUAUAUUGUCAAAGAAAUGAUACUUAAACAGUUAAGAAAACAACAUCAACGAAAAAACACUCUCCCGACAUAUGACGAUUCCAUAGCAUAUUUUAUUUCCCACUAUUUUUCUUUGCGGUAAAAAGAAAAAAGCGUCUGUUAGCAGCGUUCGAUGUCACAACGAUGUAAAUAAAGUAGACACUUCGUUUAUAAGGAUCUGAUAAACUCUACAUGGUACCAAUGGGGUAUUGGUGUAAUGGAUAGAGCGCCUGACUUCAAAGUCGGAGCACGGUGGUUCGAGUCACACCAGGAUGCCAGGAGUACGGCUUCCAUUCCAGUGUGUUGUAUGUAAAACACGGACAAAUCCAAAAAAUAGACGUAAAAUAAAUUCAGAACUUAAGCAACUGAUACUUAAGCGCCUGCCAAUUGAAUUGAAGGACACGGAUGUACUCUGCAACAAAUGCCGUAUAAAGCACUUUUACAAGCUAUCACCUGUUGAAAAUUUCGAUAAUAAACUCAUUGACCAAAGUGACAAUGAGGAAUAUCAACCUCCAGUAUCAAAGAAAACCUCAUUUGCUAGCCCUCCAUCCGUUAGACUGAAUAUCCCCUCAACACCCAAAUCUCAUUCACGGUGCUUUAUUUGUAAGAGACCUGGACCCAAGCUUAUAGUUGUGCCAUCAGAGGCAAGAUUCACAGCUUUUGUUCAGCGGAAUGUAAUCAUCAAAAGUGGCACAAGAUGCUGUCCGGUCCACAUGGAUGAAUCCCAAAUAAAAGAUGAAGCCCUCCAAUCUGUCAAGGCAUCUGAAUCUGCAUUUGUAAACCGUGCAACUGUGUUGGAACUAUUGAACAAGUUGAGGGCAUCAUGUAACAAGACCCAAAAACGAUUUGACUUCAACACGCUGAACAAUGAGGAAUAUGUUGAUCUCACCGGACUUAACAAGGAGGCCAUUCGGGAUAUUUGUGCUGGUGUGGAGGGACAUAUCCGUAACACCCCUGUCAGAGAUAUUCUCACAACAGUCGGAAUUUUUUUCUUUAAAUUAAAAUCAGGACUUUCAAAUACUAUUCUGUCAAUUAUAUUUGGUAUUUCCAAAUCAAGUGUUCGAAGAGCAAUCGCUACAACAAGACAAACUUUAAAGGAAAACUUUGUACGUCUCAAUUUAGGAUUUAACCAUAUUUCAAGGCAAAAAGUAAUUAAUCAACACACACGCCAACUCGCCCGAUCGUUGUUUGUUGAUGAAGCUGGAGACAGUUCACGUCUGAUUUUAGUGUUGGAUGGAACAUACAUAUAUAUCCAAAAAAGCCAAAACCAUCAUUUCCAACGCAGGUCAUACAGCAUGCACAAGGGGAGGCCACUUGUUAAGCCAAUGGUGAUUGUAACAACAAGUGGCCAUUACAUGUCUGUACUUGGCCCUUACCUGUCUGAUGGAAAGAACAAUGAUGCAAAAAUCCUCAACCAUAUCAUCAAUACAAACGUUGAGGAUAUCAAAUCGUAUGUCCAUCCUGGUGACAUAUUUGUGGUGGACAGAGGGUUUAGGGAUUCCCUGCAGCUAUUAGAGGAUCUGGGAAUACAGUCAAAGAUGCCUUCAUUUUUGCCAAAAGGCGAGACCCAGUUCCAAACCGAGGUCGCCAACACUAGCAGGCUUGUCACGAAGAUCAGAUGGGUGGUUGAGUCUGCCAACGCACGGCUCAAGAGAUGGAAAUACUUAGACAGAGUAUUACCUAACAGCCAGGUUCCAUUUAUUGGCGACUUUGUGCAAAUAAUUUGUGCCGUUUGCAACAAAUAUCUUCCGCCACUUUCAUCUUCAUGCUCUGAUGAUGACAGACUCGCACAACAUAUGCUGCAGUUAGCAACUCAAGAGAACUCUCUGAAAACUGAGAUUGAGGAGAGCAAUCUCGACAAAAGUCGAGCCGUGUGGGUUCCAGUUUCUGACACUGAUCUUGAAGACUUCCCUCGGCUCACUGAGGACAUACUACGGACCCUCACAUGUGGUGUCUAUCAGUUGAAGCUUUGCCCUGGAUACAUCCAAGAACACCUUGAGGGCGAUGAAGACAUUCGUGUACACAAAGAAAGAAGUGGGCUAAUUCGUGUGCGUUUACAAAGUCGUCAUGUCUCGGCGAAACAAUACAAUCUUUGGAUUAAAUUCAACAAUUAUGAAAUUCUUGGUUGGUAUUGCAAAUGUAGAUCUGGUUCAAGGAUAGUUGGAAUGUGUGCACACUGUGCAGCAGUGAUUUGGUACUUGGGUUAUGGAAAGCACAGAUUUUUGGGUGCUCUUGGUGUUCGUGACUGGAGUGAAUAUGUUGAUGAUGCUAGUGUUGUUCCACCAACAGUUGAUAGUUCAGACUCGGACAGCGAUUAAAUGGCGCAGCAUUUA